Penaeus vannamei (Pacific white shrimp) is the source of this 1994-nucleotide messenger RNA. RefSeq names its product arrestin homolog. The record is from RefSeq and is a predicted model, not a curated record. Lineage: Eukaryota; Metazoa; Arthropoda; Malacostraca; Decapoda; Penaeidae. Gene Ontology annotation, molecular function: G protein-coupled receptor binding. Gene Ontology annotation, biological process: signal transduction; G protein-coupled receptor internalization. Gene Ontology annotation, cellular component: cytoplasm.
CCCAUUUCUCCCCGAGUCACCGUUUCGUCUGCUGCUUUCCGUUGCUCCUCCAGGAUGGUCGUCCAGUUCAAAGUGUUCAAGAAGGCAGCUCCCAAUGGAAAGCUGACCAUCUACCUCGGACGCCGUGACUUCGUGGAUCACGUGUCUGCCGUCGACCCCGUUGAUGGCGUGUUGGUGGUGGAUCCCUCGUACCUCCAGGGACGGAAGGUCUUCGGACAGCUGGUGUGCAGCUUCAGGUAUGGUCGCGAGGAUGACGAGGUCAUGGGAUUGAACUUCCAGAAGGACCUGUUCCUUGCCUCCGAGCAGAUUUAUCCUCCCAAGGACGUCGAGCCUACCAAGCUGCAGGAGCGACUCAUAAAGAAGCUCGGGGGUAACGCAUAUCCUUUCACCUUCAAGAUGCCCGAACAGGCCCCGCCCUCCGUCACCAUCCAGCCCGGCCGCGAGGACGAGGGAAAGCCCUGCGGCGUCGAGUACUACAUCAAGGUGUACGUUGGAGAGAACGAAGAUGACCGAAGCCACAAGAGGUCCACAAUUCAGCUGAAUAUCCGAAGGAUUCAGUUCGCGCCCAGCAAGACCGGCCGCCAGCCCUGCACCAUCGUCCGGAAGGACUUCAUGCUGAGUCCCGGGGAGCUCGAACUGGAGGUGACGCUCGACAAGCAGCUCUAUUACCAUGGAGAGAAAAUCGCUAUCAACGUCACCAUUAAGAACAACAGUAAUAAAACUGUCAAGAAAAUCAAGGCCGCUGUCCAGCAGUCUGUGGAUAUCUGUCUGUUCUCGGGCGGCCAGUUCAAGAGCACCGUGGCCAGCGUAGAGACGCAGGAGGGCUGCCCCGUGUCUCCUGGCUCCGCCCUGCAGAAGUGCAUGUAUCUCACCCCAGUUCUCAGCAGCAACAUGGACCGCCGAGGCAUCGCCCUGGACGGACACCUGAAGAACAUCCACACCAACCUGGCGUCCAGCACUUUGAUGGCAAACCCUGAGAACCGAGACAUGUUCGGAAUGGUGAUCUCCUACACCGCAAAGGUGAAGCUGUACCUCGGUGCCAUGGGCGGGGAGGUCACCGCCGAGCUGCCCUUCGUCCUCAUGCACCCCAAGCCUGACCUCCGCCGCAUGAUGCGCGCCGACAGCCAGGCGCAGGUGGAGUCCUUCCGCUCCGAGAGCAUCGCCGCCUCCGUCGAUAUGGACUAAGUCUGUUCCCCGAACUCGAUGACGUAAUCAACCGGACUUCGAACCUCGAAUGAAAGAAUCUGAGAUUCGCUGACAACAUCAAUUUUUCUUUCUUUUCAAGAUUCGUCUACAAGUAUCGUUCAGAUCACCAAACAUUAUUUUCCUUUUACAGAAAUACCUUUUUUUACAAAGUAAAUCGCUUGAUCACCAAAGUCAUCGACUGAAAAUAAGAACGUAUUUUCGGAAAUAUUCUAUAUUUUUAUGUGUGUGUAUAUAUCUUCAUUUAAGCCAUCAGGACUACUGUGAUGCUUUGAAAGAGAGAAUGUGGAAGUGGAAUCCACAUCUCUCAGGAAAAGGACCAUUGAUAUAAAGUGAGUACGGAAAGGACCAUUGAUAUGAAAGAUCAUGUGUUAAUGAAAAAGAGAAAACAUUACUUCAGAAAGAGCUGAGUGCGCAGCAGCGUCCAUUGUUACAGAAUAAUCGACGAGAUCGACUUUGAGCUAUAAAAAAAAUACAUAUAUAUAUAUAUGUUAUGUCAGCUGCUGUAUUUAUGUAAUUUAAUUCUCUCUGAUUAUCUUUUGUUAUUUGUUAUAUGUUUCCUCAUCAGUAUCAUUGUCAUCAAUCUAAUAAAGAUAACCGACGCAAUGAUGAUUCCAGGGAUGAUGGCUCGUUGAUCGUAUUCCAUCUUUGCAAAAACAAAAUUUUAUCUGAAGUUCUAAAUAGAGUCAUAUUAAUCUUUUUCAGUUGAGACUACUUUCAAACAGAUUGUUUUUAUCUUUUUUCUCAUUUUCUAGACCAAAUAAAUCCAACAAAUAAAGAUUGACCCUUAU